AUGGAAGAAAUUGAUUUAUUGGAAGAAUUGGGAAAAGGAAAUUAUGGUACGGUUCAAAAAGUGUUUCAUAAACCUACUAAAGUGAUUAUGGCAAUGAAAGAAAUUAGAUUAGAAUUAGAUCAUUCUAAAUUAAAAGCGAUUUUAACUGAAUUAGAUAUUUUACAUAGAGCCACAUCAGACACGAUAGUAGAAUUUUAUGGUGCAUUCUUUAUUGAAUCAUGUGUUUAUUAUUGUAUGGAGUAUAUGGAUGGUGGUAGUUUAGAUAAAUUAGCAGGUGCUGAUGUACCUGAAGAAGUUUUAGCUGUCGUUACUGGUCAAGUGGUUGAAGGACUUCGGUUUUUAAAAGAUGAAUUACAAACGAUGCAUCGAGAUGUGAAACCUACGAAUGUAUUGAUUAAUAGAAGAGGUCAAACUAAAUUAUGUGAUUUUGGUGUAUCUGGACAACUAGAAAGAUCAUUGGCCAAAACGAAUAUAGGAUGUCAAUCAUACAUGGCACCCGAAAGGAUUCAAGGAGAACAAGCUGGAUCAGUUUCAGCAUAUACAGUAGCAUCAGAUGUUUGGUCAUUAGGAUUAUCUAUCAUUGAAUUCGCUAUUGGUCAUUAUCCAUAUCCACCUGAAACGUAUUCGAAUAUCUUUGCACAAUUAAAUGCCAUCGUACAUGGUGACCCACCUUCACUUCCAGAUCGAUAUUCGAAACAAGCCAAAGAGUUUGUUAAAGAUUGUUUAGAGAAGAAUCCAGAUGAUCGACCGACUUAUAAAGAUUUAUUGAAUCAUCAAUUCUUGGUACAAAAUUCGGAAAAUCAAGUAGAUAUGAUUGCUUGGGUUGAAAAAGCUUUGGAAGAAGUUAAAGUUAAGAAUUCGAAUAAAGUCCUGAAUGGUUAA
Messenger RNA from Melampsora larici-populina 98AG31, 882 nucleotides. RefSeq lists its product as uncharacterized. NCBI's taxonomy places the organism in Eukaryota, Fungi, Basidiomycota, Pucciniomycetes, Pucciniales, Melampsoraceae. The transcript has 3 exons. The record is from RefSeq and is a predicted model, not a curated record. Gene Ontology annotation, molecular function: MAP kinase kinase activity; ATP binding. Gene Ontology annotation, biological process: MAPK cascade; protein phosphorylation; cellular hyperosmotic response. The coding region runs from base 1 to 882 and encodes 293 amino acids.